Molecule: messenger RNA, 10168 nt
Organism: Haliotis rubra (blacklip abalone)
Lineage: Eukaryota; Metazoa; Mollusca; Gastropoda; Lepetellida; Haliotidae
Product: protein ELYS-like
Exons: 41
Coding region: 128-7390 (2420 amino acids)
Molecular function (GO): protein binding
Source: RefSeq, a predicted model, not a curated record
GUGUGUGAAAAGAUGGCGGUACUUUGAAAACAUUGCGGUUUAGUUAUGGUUGAUCAUCAAUAAUUCUGAUCAUAUUUAUUGUACAGGAUCACCAAUUAUUGAAGGGUGCAGCCCUCGAUCAACUGCCAUGAGAAACCUGUUGACUCCAAGCAAUGUCUCAACACUGCAGUCAUUCCAACCAGGAACUCAAAAUGCUUUAGAGAAAGUAGAAGUUGCCGGCAUCCAUGCCGGUACAAGCAAAAAUGGAAAAGCAACAUGGCUGUACCAUGGACCCUCCCUUGAAGUCAUCUCAACCAACACUAGAGAUAGACUGGCUUCUUGGCAGUUUGGGGCUGUGUUGAAAGAUACAGGUACAUUCAUUACUAGUGUCAAGGAACUCAGCUAUGAAGGGAGGCUCAAGCUAGUGGUGGGUCUGCACACCUCCGGACAGGGAAUGGUGUGUUUGCUGGACAUUGCCUCAUCACAAGUGGUCAAGGCUGUGGAACUACCAUACCAGGUGACGAGUGUUGAGACCGUGCUGUCCCACGGUGGAGUUGGAGUCCCGGAGUGGGCCAUCAGCGAACAGAUGAGAUGCUUCUAUGGCAUUGUGGCAGUUGGGACGCAAGGGGGAUAUGUCUACCUCAUAGAUAUGAACCUGGAUGAUGAUGAGGAGACGUCGGAUGAGGUCAGUCCUCGCAGCCUCUUCUUCAUCACGCCUCGGUGUCGCAAUGUGAAGGACACACGGAAGGAGGCUCUGUCUAGAUCUCAGCAUCUGUGUCUGGUGCUUGAUGAAAAUUCUCAUUCCAAGGGAGAGUUCUGUUUCCGUCGUCCUGAUGACUCCAUUGUGAAAGACUACAGAACAGAUUCUAUCAGUAUCACAUGCCUGAAGUACAUCCCCCAAGAUGGCAACCUGGCUGUUGGGUUCAGCUUCGGAGGCUUCCAGCUGUGGAAACUGUAUGCCCCAGUCAUGGAGUACUCAAGUCGUCUUGAAGCAGAACCAACAGCUGUCUCUCACAUUCUGUACCAGGAACCGGAGAACGACCCCAAGAACUUCUGCUACAUCUGGGUGGGCAGAGACAACUCUGUCGUCAAUAUUGGACAAGAGAGCAUCAGCACAAUCUCCCUGUAUCAGCUGAGUUAUGGCAAGAAGACGUUUUAUGCCAACUAUGGCGUGUUCUUUGAGGAGUUGCACUCGGUGUGUCUGCGUAUCGAGCACAACCUCGCCGACGACCCAUACAGCAGCAGCACCAAGUCCACGUGGAUGAGCCAGAUAGUGUCGUGCUACACUCUCACCAACCCACUCUACUCUCCACCCACACUCCUGCAUGACAACGAGUCCUUCGAAGAAAGUAGCCACGGCCCGGACCUGAGCCUGUGUGUGUUUGUAUGGGAGGUACAGGACAACAGCCCGGGGGACAAGUCACUGUACCACCUGGGGAUGUUCGACAUGAACAGAUGGUACCAUGCCCAGAUGCCAACAUCCAUCAGGAUACGAGAGUCGACGAUGGACCUGUGUUCUUUCUUCGCUGUGUAUCAACUGGGUGAACUGUGCGACCUCGCUAACCCUGAUGCCUUGCUUCACCUGGAGGUGAAGCCGGACUCCCUCAAGAGGUACAUCAACAACUCCCCACUCACCCCAGAACAACACUUCUACCCCACCGCCCUGGCGUUCGAUGCUGUGUGUAUAUUUGAAACUGGCACGAUAUCUGCCCAGUUUCGUGGACGACAGAGACAGGUGUUGUACGACAUGGAAGCCAAAGGACCCUCGUGUCUCCUGCAGCCACAGGACGUCUACAACAUCUGUCUGUGCACCGGUCUACUGCCUCGCGACCUCACAGCUCACACCACACCUGCAGCUCAGCAGCGUCAGACAUUACUCAACAUGGCGCUGGACCACUCAAUGAUCAGGUUUAUCAACUGUUGUAUCACAGCCUGGGCAGCGGGAGAGUUCGUGCAGCAAGGUUGUACUCUGAAGUUCCUCCUGGACUGGGCGUGGGACAGAGUUGCUUCCACCAAACACAACAUUGACACUGUGUGUGCUCCUCUGUAUGACUGGUCAGGUAACCAUGCCGACCACCGGCUGCUCCAGGUACUGAACAGGUCAAAGGUCACCUUGCAUCACCUGCGGACCAUCAUGGCUGAUUUGGGCGUGGUGGAGCUAGAGACAAGGCUGAACGUCAUCCAGUUCCUCUCCCAGCAUCUGCAGAUAGUUCUCUGGUUCAUCGAUGCUGGUCUGCUGCCAGAGUGUGACGAAAUCGGUGAGGAUGUGGAGGGUCUGUACCGCUUCCCAGCUGGGAACCUGACCCAGGCCUUCAGUUCACGCCGGGCCGAGAUACAGAAGCUGCACAGCGAGAUCAACCCGACUGAGCUUCUGCUGAUCGAUGGCUUGGUCAGCUGUUGUGGGGAUGCCAUCCAUGACCUGUGGGAGGGGGACGGAGGGAGUGGCCUCUACCCACCCCCCAGUCUGCAUGCGCUGUUGAAUGUGUACCUGUUGGAGGACGUGAGUAUCGGGGUGAAGCAUUCCAUAGUGCUGUACCUGCUGCUGGACCUGGCAUCACUCGUAGAGGAGCAUCGGCAUGAACAGUUUGCUGACAAGAUUGCCAAAUUUGCCAAGUCUUUCUCUCUUCCCCUGUCUGUGGUGAAGCAGAUCCAGGCCUUCUGGUUGUUGGAUCACAAGGACUUUGAGGAGGCGUUCCUCCACCUGCUCCACCCAAUGGCCAACCUCCAGCUGGGACAGUGGCAGCAGGGCCGGGUCAUCAAGUCUCUGCUGUUUCAAGGGGAGAGCAAGUUGGCCCUACGUUACAUCAGCCUCCGCAACGUCACGGUGAUGUCGCAGGAUGAGGUGAAGCUGAAGCUGACGGUGCUGCUGGCUAAUGGGCUGAUCACAGAAGCGUUCGAGUACCAGCGGGCUUGCAGGGAUAAAAACAACAUGGCCGACCUCCUGAGUCAUCUGUUUCUUGGCUGCCAUCAAACACACACGAUAGACCAGCUGCUGCAGCUGCCGCUGAGUGACGUAGAGGAGCGCCACCUACAGAACUACCUGCUGGAGAGUUCGGAGCCCCACUCGGCGGAGCUGCUUGUCAUGCACUAUCUACAGCGGGCUCGGUACAUCGAGGCCAUCCGACUGAAUGAGAAGAUCAAACACCGAGUAAUGACCGAGACCAGCGCCAGGGCCAGGGAGAGGGCGGGAGCACGGAACUCAAUUGUCGAUGGAUUCUUCCGCACACUGCCUGCCCCACAGAAGAAGCUUGUCGGCGACCACCCAAGCGUACCCAGAAAAAGUCUUGGGAAGAGAAUCGAUGUGAGACGGCCGAAGCCCUUGUCUACAGUUGUCACCCAGUCGGAGAGGUCAAAGGUUGUUUCCCACUCCAGCCUCAUUCUGGCGAUGAUGGAAAAAGUACAGGAAGUGAAGCAAUAUCAGGAAUCCCCACAAAGGGAGGAGGAGAAGGAGAGUGACCUGGGGCCCUUUUUAUGUACACCUAUCACUCCCCGGGAAAAACUGAGAUUAAGUGAGGUCCAGGACGUGGUGUACCCAACCCGAAUGUGUGGAUCUGCGUCAGACAAACAGAACUUGUCGGUGUAUCAAAUUACCAGGGACCCUGCAGUCCUCAACUCUCCCCUGUCUGUCAACAAGUCACUGAAGGAGACACUCCAGAGUAAGAAGAAGUCAAGGUAUUCAAUUGCCGGAUCAAUGUCACUGCUCCAGACGCCGAAGGUCCGCAGGAAGUCGCCGUCACGGAUUUCCAUGCCCUCUACACUCCGCACGCCGCAGUCGAUACUCAAAGUGCGGAGACUCAUCACUAAGUCCCCCAGCCCUGCUUCCAGUACCUUAGAUGUUUCCGACAAGACUCCGACCGGAGUACAUCGGCCUAAGCGGCUUGGGUUUGCAGAGAAGCUAUCUGCAGGUGUCGCUGCCAAACUGAAACAGACAGCUUCCGUCCCCAACACGCCCAAACAGUUGUCCUUUGCUGACCUGCCCGGCUCGUCUGGACGGCAGUCAGCGUCAGGGUCCGUGGCAUCAACACCCAAACAUCUCCGCUUUGUGGAGCCGACUAUAAUUGAUGAUGAACGGACGCCGGUCAAGAAGAGGCUUGUGCCCCCACCAUCGCCGCCCAGUCCUCGGUCAGUCAAGAACAGGAGUCCCACGCCAGAAAGCCUGUCUCCCAAGAUGGCUGCACGCAUGGACAGUUUGAUACGCCCCUCGAUACGAACUGACCGACAACGUGGGGCUGAUGACAUUGCCGACCCUGCUAAUGAUGACGUAGAUGAUGACAUCACCUUCAACUUUAACCCCGCUGAUUCAGACGAGAUGGAAAUCGAUGAUGACGCCCCCACACCUCCUGAUUUGUCGCCAUCAGUGCCCACGACGGCGAAGGACCAGCGAGGACCUGAACCCAGUGUCCAGGCAGUGCCAGGUUCACUCCGGGAAGUGGAGGUGGUGCAGGAGCAGCAGGAGGAGGAACCUGCCGAUGAGGAGGAUGUUGUAGACCUUCCCGAAGAUGAUGACAUGGAGGCUGGGCCUCAGGUUGUCAUGGAAACAAGGCCUGUUGAAGCUGAGCCGUGUGUUGUGCGUGAGACACGGGCAGACAGUACUGAGGAUGUGGGUGCGGACGAGGACGAGCUGGAUCUGGUAGAGGGGGAGAUACGGAUGGAGGAGGAGGAGCAUGCUGGAGAGGCCGAUGUCACAUCGACUCAAGUGGAUGAUGGGGAGGACUUUUCUCCAGACACAUCUGGGGAGGUUGAAAUCAGGACAUCCCCAGCUCGGUCCACUAGGUCCUCCCCUGCCAGGUCAUUGAGGGAAUCCCCUGCUAGGUCAUUGAGGGAAUCCCCUGCCAGGUCAUUGAGGGAAUCCCCAGCAAGGUCAUUGAGGGAAUCCCCAGCUAGGUCAUUGAGGGAAUCCCCAGCAAGGUCAUUGAGGGAAUCCCCAGCUAGAUCAGUGAGGGAAUCCCCUGCUAGAUCAACUAGAUCAUCACCUGCUAGAUCAUUAAGGGAAUCUCCUGCACGGUCUUUAAGAGAGUCCCCUGGAAGAUCAUUAAGGGAAUCACCAACUAGGCCAUCAAGGGAAUCCCAAGAACGAUCACAAGAGUCCCCAGCAAGGACAUCAGCAUCUCAAGUCUCAAGGGAGUCUCCACAACCGUCAUCACCAGGAGCAUCACCAGGAGCAUCACCAGGAGCAUCACCAGGAGCAUCAUCAGAGCAAACAGAAGAAGCAAGAUCCAGAUCUCCCAGAAAGGAUUCUCCAAGGAGACGGGAACAGCCUUGGUUGAAGAUGGAGUCUCCUAUCAAAGUGUUCGAUGAGUUGUUUGGCGAAUCCCCUGGCAAAUCAACACGCAGUGCAACUAAGAAGAUUACUGAUGGAGUGAGUGCUGUGACUGCCACAGAGGUUUCUUCCACCAGCAGAAGAACAUCCAGAGAUACCCUUCAGCUCUCACCAUCGAGACAAUCAAAGAAAGCCGAGACUGCACUUGAAGAGAGUUCUCCAGAGAGAUCCAAGUCUGCCUCACCAGGUCGUAGGGCAUCAAGACAAACAGCCAAACCUUCCCCCACUGGAAGAAAGUCACAGAAAGAAAAUGAGAUUUCUCCAGUGAGGUCCAUGGAUGAUGAAGCUGAUGCGCGAGCAAUGUCAGCAUCCCCCAGUAGGAGAUCCUCCAAGGCUGCUGCGAGGGCCUCCCCUGGGAGAAGAAAAUCUAAGAAAGAGGAUCUCCUUCAUGCUUCUCCAGAAAGAGCAAGUUCCACAUCUCCUGCAAGACAAACCUCCACUCGGGCUUCCCCGUCAAGAAGAAAGCCUGUGAAAGACAAGGUAGAAGCUUCAUCUCCACCAAGAGGAGGAUCAGCAUCUCCGACUCGCAGGUCAUCAAGAUCAGCAGCUCAGAAGUCCCCGGCUAGAGGAGGAAGGGGCCUCCGGGAGGAGGAGGGUGUGCCUGAGGAAUCAUCUGAGAAAGUCCUGGAGCCACCAGCUCCAUCACCAGGGCGAAGGUCAGCUCGGAAACAGCCUUCCCUCCCCAAAUCACCAGGCAGAAAAGGAAAGGUGACAAAUAUUGAAGAGGCAGUACAAGCAUCACAGAAAACUCCGGAGAAGACUGAGGAAGUAGCAUUGGUCAAGUCUCCAGCCCGGUCAACACGGUCUCGAGGGGGGUCAGUGGACAAAACUGAGGCAUUAGCAGGAGUAGAGUCCUCAGGCAGAUCAACACGGGCUCGGGGAGGGUCUGUUGAGAAGACCGAGGAAUUAGCAGUGGUUGAGUCCUCAGGCAGAUCAACACGGUCUCGGGGAGGGUCUGUUGAGAAGACCGAGGAAUUAGCAGUGGUUGAGUCCUCAGGCAGAUCAACACGGUCUCGGGGAGGGUCUGUUGAGAAGACGGAGGAAUUAGCAGUGGUUGAGUCCUCGGGCAGAUCAAGAAGGUCUCGAGGAGGGUCUGUGGAGAAGACCGUGAAGGCAUCAGGAGGUCGGAUGAAGAAGCAGAUGUCGCAAUUGAAGGAAGUCGAGGAGACACAGGAGGAAGCCAAGCAGCCACUUUUCAUCAACACUGACCUGUCUGACUCUGAAGUUGGCCCGGUGUCUCCGAUCCGACGCUCACCUCGUCUGAUGAUGAAGACGCUUUCCAAGCAGCUGACUGACAGCGAGGGGGAGGGGGAGACGGAGGUACUUCACUUCGACACCGAGGCUUCCAAGAGGAGGUCGACGAGGCGAACAGCAGCUCAGAAACAGAAGGAAGAAAGUGCUGUGUUUAAGUCUCCUCCCCGACCAUCCCGAGUCAGUGCCCCUCUUACACCCCCGGAGUCCGGCAAAGACUCCCCAGAGAAGGUGGAGGAGACAAAGUCACGACGUAAAUCUCCAGCCAGGAAGUCUGUGGCCUCUGCUCGCCACUCUACCAGGAUAAGGUCCAAAGAUGUUACCAUGGAAACACAAGAACCAGUUGCUGACAAGUCAGAAGCUGCUGCUGCUGCUGCCGCCAACACCUCGUCUUCCAGCUUCCAGUUCUCUGAGCCUAUGUCUCUGGAGCCAGAACUACAGGCGAGACUCCGAGAACCAGGAACACCCGUCAAGAAUUUCAUCUUCUCCCCGCCAAUACAGAGGAAGAGGUCAGCACCUGUCGCCAAGGAGGAUCCGCCAACACCAGUUACCUCCCUUCUCCCACCUCCCACAGUGGCAGACGACGGAGCAGGACCUUCACGGAAACCAAAGACUAGGAAAGCAGUCAAGAAGGAGACAAGCAAGAAGAAGAAGAUUGUAGAGCCUCCCCACAGUUCGCCCAGCGACAGCCCGAUAAACUUCGUGAGCCCCGCCCCACGACGCCGAGUGACGAGAGCAAUGCAGGACAGGGAAUCUUCAACAUUGGAGUCGACAUCAACUGCAGAAGUGACUGCAGUGUUCAAGCGUAAAACACGGAAGAAGGUGUCAAGAUUAUACUGAGUGCUGUCAACGUGACCGAUAUGGACUUGAAUUUAACUCAUCAGUGUUAUUCACUCGGUACAGAGGAUUCAACAGCUUUUUUAAAGAAUUUGUCAAAGAGAAAACAUUUUGGCCUAUGGUCAUUUGAGUUCAAGAUACGUCAAAGUAUUGUUUCAAGCUUGUAUGAUUUAAUGACUUGUAUGAUAGCAUUGGCAUCUCCUGGGUACAGGGCAGAGGCCUGGUUUUCUAGUUUGCUGUAUAAGCUAAAGUGUGAAUUCAGUAGGCACAAUGUACCUGAUAAUAAAUAACAUGUGACUGAUUGACAAGCUUCAAAUCUCAGUGGUUGAACUCUGGUGGGGGGAUGGAUACUUUUUGGAAAGUUUUGGACAAAUUGUUCAUCAUUGUUCGAGACAGUCACCAGAUGUUUUUGUUAAAAGAGCCAAGGCUAAAUUAUAAAUUCCCCCUAUCCAUGUCACAUGCCCCCUUCCCCAGAAUAUCCGGAUCAGUCCUUUGAUGGUGUACCUCGGGCAACACCCUAUUUCACUGAUCACAUGUCAGGUGCUAAGUGAUGUUUUGGUACCAGGAACUGAUCUUUCUCUGAAGAACUAACAGGGUGAAAACAGGAUAGAUAGAUGACAGACAUCUUGUAGAGUGGGCGAAUUCUUGGGAUAGAAUCAUGUGCAACUUCCAAAGUUUGGCCAGUUAGUAUGGUGAAGUGACUGAUGACUGUGUACUGGGAGACCGUGUGAAUGGACAAGUGCUUUUUGUACAGUGAUGUUUGUUUGAAGAUUUGCAUUUAGAGAAAUACGCUGUGUGGUAGGAGUCUUCUACAUACAUCAUUAGGAUGAUGAUAGUAAUGAUGAUGAUGAUGAUGAGGAUGAUGAUUAAGCGAGUGCUGUUAAAGGACCUGCUUCGGCACAUGGUACUGAGAAAUAUCAUCACAAUCAGAUGUUUUACUGCAUACGAUCAUUCUCCGCAUGAAGACCUGAAGAUGCCUCUAGAAGGUUGCAUGUUGUGUUCGUUGUUGAGCCAAGCAAAUGUCAGCUUUUUCUGUCAGUUACACUUUGUGUCUACUCUGCACAAUAUAUUACCAACUUUUUGAAUUUGGAAAUCGCAGAUCGUAUUUGUGUUGGGCUUCCACAAGAGAUACGCAAACAGCUUAACAUUUCUUUUGUUACUCGUGCCAAGACUUUUGAAACAUCAACACUCAUUGGCUGAUUAGAAAAUUCGACUGGCAUGUUGCCCAGGAAUAUCCCACAGCGAGGGGUCAUGCAAGGGCAUCAAAACUGAGGAUACAGAAUGGAGAGAGUGUUUGUGUUUAGAAGCUUGCAGAGAUUGGAUGGUAUGUAUUGGGAUAUACCUGGUGGGUAGGUUACACAGAGGGUUAUUCAAAAUUUCAACCAACUGAAAAAAUCUGGCUUAUUAUGUGAGCAUGUUUGUAAUUAAAUAGGUUAAAUAGGUCAGUUACAUUCCAUACACAAUUCCUAAUUAAUCCCACAUUUGGUAUAUAAUCUGAAAGAGCCAAGAGAUGUUUUGCAGAAAGAGACUACCCGGUACCUUACGGUAUGGGGGUGGUACGUGAUAACUCAUUAGGCACACAUGUAACCCGUCUGAUGGUUACAGAACUGUAACUGAGAUUCCAUAUUGGAUGCAGUGGCUCUCAGCACCAUCACCCACGGAGCUGUUCCAGCGUCAGCCAUCACCCGUGGCGCUGUUCCGGCUGAAGCUGUUGACACGGUAUUAAGGAACGUUGUAAAGGGAAUGACUGAUCAUCAAAGGUUGGAUGCUUUUUGGCAGAAUCUGAAGUGUGCAUUGUGAAAUAAUGAUUUUUGUAGUUUAUGAAAUAUGGAGAUUAAGAACUCACUCAGUAUGGAAUCCCCACAUGGGUACAAUGUGUGAAGCCCAUUUCUGGUGUACCCUGCCGUGAUAUUGCUGAAAUAUUGCUAAAAGCGGCGUAAAACCAUACUCACUCACUCAGUAUGGAAUCCCCACAUGUGUCUAUGUGUGAAGCCGAUUUCUGGUGUACCCUGCCGUGAUAUUGCUGAAAUAUUGCUAAAAGCGGCGUAAAACCAUACUCACUCAGUAUGGAAAGGAAAAAGUAUUUCUUCAGUUAUUAUAUAUAUUUUAAGCAAGAAGAAAGGUCAUGUAGAAUAUUCUUUUCAUUCUUAUUGUUUUGGUUUCUAAGUUAUGAGAUAAAAUUGUUACUGCCAAAUUAUUGAAAAACAACACAGGAAAUAUGUUUGUGUUUUAGUAAAAAUAAUUUAUUUCCUUCUGUUGUGAUGUGUAAUUUGAAAUUAAAAAAUCUGAAUGUAUUUUAGUAUCGAUUAGAUUAUUGGUUUGCAAACUCCAUUUUAUAAGAUACCGAGAAAUAAUUUUAACUAAAUAGAUGCUGAGAAGGUCAAAUAAUGAAUGAUGAUGACUCUGAGAUUUAGAUAAGUUUCGGCUAAGGUGCUAGUAGCUGAAGUUGGAAUGUAUUGGUUUGGUUGUUAAAUGGAAAUAAAAUCGUUUUUAUUUAUUAUCUGAUUUACUAAGAACUAAGGUGUGAGUUGUAUAAGUUAAGAUGUUAUGUGUUAAUGUGAGUCACAAUGAGGUUGGAUGUAUGUGAAACUGUAAGCCUGUAUUAUGGCAGGAGCUGUACAUUUGAAAACAUUCUGUAGUGUGACGUUGUGGAGAAUGUAUUGUAUACAUAGUGUUCACUGGACCAUGUGCUGUAACUCGCUGAUAUUUGUAAAUUGUAAACGUGUUUGUCUCUGAUGUAUGUAUCAAAUGUGUAUGGAAUAAAAGCCACAUUUUCCUAAA